Messenger RNA from Magallana angulata, 4488 nucleotides. RefSeq lists its product as uncharacterized. The record is from RefSeq and is a predicted model, not a curated record. The coding region runs from base 89 to 907 and encodes 272 amino acids. The transcript has 5 exons. Lineage: Eukaryota; Metazoa; Mollusca; Bivalvia; Ostreida; Ostreidae.
AUUGAUCUAGAUCUCCCUAUAUCAUAGUACAAAAUGUAUAUACAAUAGGAUAGGAAUACAACGGAACAUACAGAACUGCUUUACCCCCAUGGACCCUCGGAUUCUCCUCCUAGCCACCCUGUGUCUGGGCGUGGCCAUUGCCGUACCCAUAGCAAUGCAUGAUAUUCAGAUCACCUUCAACAACAGCGGCUUGGUGUGGCGGGACUCCAACAAGAUACCACUGUACGAUAGAUACCAGGGCAGGGUCUGGGGGUGUGGGCGGAUGUGGUCCCUCACCCCCUGGAAGAAGUUCACGCUGUUCUCCGAGGGGCAGGUGGCGGGCCGAUCCUGUGGGACGGAGUUCGUGGUCAGUGAGACCGGCAGGUGUAUGAACAAGGUCUGUGUCGGUCCGGAGAUUCUACACAUCGACAAGAACGGGAUAGAGAUCAAGUUUGAGAACAUGUACAAGAACGAAACGAAAACCAUGAGCCACAUCGACAUGACGAUGCAGACCAGGUGUUUCUCUGGUAAGAGCCUGAUGUUCACGGUGACCACGGACACGACCAUCACACUGCCCUCCAACGACUUCAGAUUCAAGUUCAUCGUGUACGCCGACUGUUCCGGGGUUCCCAAGGACGUCAUCAUGGAGUCAGAUAAAGACUCAGAAGAGUUGUCGAAAACAGCUGAGCUGAAGGCUGCUCAGACGAUGAACAUGGUCCUAGGAAUCGUCACGGCGGGCUGUAUCUGUGUGGUGUUCCUCAUCAUCUUGUUGCUGAAUUACUGCUACUUCCGGAACAACCCUGACCUCAAGCAGCACCACCACUCAGGUCGGAUCAACGCGCCUACGGUGGAUGUAUGGCCGGUUUUAAAUCUAGAGCUGGUCCAUGAUUUAUUUGAGUGUUUGGUGAUUUUCUUGGAUUGUUGCUAAAUGAACUGCGUUAUACUUUUGGAGUUACUUCUUGUAAGCAUCAAGCAUGUAUCAGAAAUGAGGGUGUUACUUUUUUCAGAGUUAUUGUCAGAUGUGCACAAUCCAGUUCAAGUUAUAAUGUUUUCCUUUAAAAGUAUAAACACAGGUUUAUGCAUUUCAACAAACGAUUAUGAAUUGUCAAACAAAUGUAUGAAUAUAGAUGUUGCAAAAAGAUGGGUUAUUGAUGAAAAGGUCACUUACCAUAAUGUUGUAGAUAGUAAAAUAUCUCUUAUCAAUACUCUGGAGGAUAGACUUAAAUGUUGCACAACUGAACAUGUAUCUUUGGAUUAUACUAAUAAUAAUAUUGUAGAAGAAACUGGUAAUAUACUUGUACAAAGUGCAAAAGAAGUUUUUGGUACACAAAAAAUGUAUUCAUAUGAUAAAAAUCCCAAGGCUUUUAAGAAACCAUCGUUUACAAGAGAAUUCAAAUCUGCAAGACAAAAUUUUAGAAAAGCAAAAAUAUUAUAUAAAAAAUAUGGUGGGGAAAUAUUUAAAAAUAAUUUGUAUGAAAAAGAAAGAUUAUACAAGAGGAAACUAAAACAUGCAGAGGGUCACCAUAGAACAAUAAUAAAAAAUAGACUAAAGUAUUUGCGAACAAGAGACCUGAAGGAAUAUUGGAAAAUUCUCAAUACUAAUUGUGGUAAUAAGUCAACUUGUAAUGCUGACUUGAAGGAUCUUUUUGAUUUUUAUAAUAAAUGCUAUAAUACUGAAAAUGUACGACAUGUGAACAUAUUUUAACUGAAAAUGAACUGAAAUUGUUACCCGAUGGGGAAUUUAAUAAUUUUAUUAAUCAGCCAAUUCUAAGUAAUGAAAUUAGUAGAUGUAUUAAAGCACUGAAAAAUUAUAAGUCAUGUGGAAUUGACAGGAUUUUUAAUGAAUAUAUUAAAAACACAUGUGACAUUAUGCUUAAUCUUUAUGUGAAGUUAUUUAACAUGAUUUUUGAAACUGGAAUUAUACCUUCACAGUGGAUACAUGGAAACAUUAUCCCAAUUUAUAAAAAUAAAGGUAACAAUACUGAUCCAUCAAACUAUAGACCAAUCACACUAAUAAGCUGUCUUGGGAAAUUAUUUACUUCUAUCCUCAAUGAAAGAUUGACUGAGUAUGCAAAUAGAGUAGAACUUACUUUAGAAAAUCAAGCUGGCUUUCGUAAAGAUUAUUCGACUAUUGAUCACAUUUUUUCGUCAUAUUCUGUGAUAGAAUUAUACAAGACAUUCAAAAUAAAAUUAUUUUGUGCUUUUAUAGAUUUUGAAAAGGCUUUUGAUUCAGUUUGGCGUGUUGGUCUGUGGAACAAAAUUUUGUUGAACACUAUUGAUGGCAAGUGUUUAAACGUUAUUACAAAUAUGUAUAAGGGAAUUAAAUCUUGUGUAACUGCCAAGGGUUUAACCUCUGAUAUGUUUCCUUGUACAGUGGGUGUUAGACAAGGUGAAAAUUUGUUACCUUUUAUUUGGACUCUAUCUUGACGAUUUAGAAGGAUUUUUAUCAACAAAUGAUGUAGAGGGUUUGACAUUACUAUCAUACCAAUUAGAAAACAAAUGUAAUUUAUAUCUAGGACUUUUUGUAUUAUUAUAUGCAGAUGAUACAAUAUUAUUAUCAGAAUCUCAUGAUGAUCUUAAAUAUCAACUUGAUGUUUUUCAAAGAUAUUGUAAAAGCUGCCAUCUCAAAGUUAAUAGUGAUAAAACAAAAAUUGUCAUUUUUAACAAAGGUAGAUCACAUGUAGAUAAUUUAUUUAAGUAAGGAGACAUUAGUUUAGAAAUUGUAGAUAAUUUUAAAUACCUUGCAGUACAUUUUUGUAACAAUGGAUCAUUCAAUCUCAAUGUGAAAGAACUUUGUGAAAAAGCUACUAGAGCUAUGUAUAGUGUAAUAGCCAAAUGUAGAAAACACAAUAUGUCAAUUGAUUGUAAAUUAGAUAUGUUUGACAUAAUUGUGAAACCUAUUUUACUAUAUGGAUGUGAAGUUUGGGGAUUUGGUAAUAUAGCACUGGUUGAAAAGUUACAUCUGAAAUUUUGUAAACAUAUCUUCAACCUAAAGUCUUCAACACCAAAUUGUAUGGUUUAUGGGGACUCUGGACGAUACCCUUUUUAAUUAAUGUGAAAGUCCGCAUGAUAGCAUUUUGGAGUAAACUUGUCUUUUCACUAAAUAAUAAAGUUUCGUCAAAACUACAUUAUGCAAUGGGUAAAAUGAACAGACCCUUGUAUAAAUUUAUUGUUAAAAUAUGGAAUGAUUGUGGUCUAUCUCUUAUUUUUUUUACCAACAAAAUGUAAAUACCCAGUGGCUAAAGAAAACUGUUUUUCAUAUACUUCUAUAGACCAAUUCAAGCAGUCAUGGAAUAGUGAAAUGUAUAAUUCAUCAAAAGGUAUCAACUAUAGAAUUUUUAAAGCCACAUUUUCCUUGGAAAAAAUACUUAUUAGAUCUGCCUUCCAAAUAUCAGAAUUUUUUUUGUACUUUUAGAACAAGAAUGCUAAAUUGCUAUAGAACGAAGUAGAUGGUAUGAUAUACCUCGUGAAAACCGUAUAUGUACCAUAUGUAACUGUAUUGAGAUAGGAGAUGAAUUUCAUUAUUUAUUUCAUUGUACAGAUCGAUAUAACAAUGAUAAGAGAGUUUUAUACAUACUUUCAUACUUCUACACACAACCAAAUGUUAGCUGUUUAAUACUAAUAAUAAAAAAUUGUUGAUUAAUCCGUGUAAAUUCAUUUAAGUUAUAAUUGAGAGAGUAAGCUCUCUAGGAUAAUCGCUAAUCAUACUUUUUUUCCCUUUUUUCUUUUUUCCACUUUGUAUCGUCACUCUCCAAUGCAUGCAGUGUAUGUAUUAUAUGUUUUAUUGUUUAAUUGAUUUUUCCCAACACUGUAAUUUAUGCAGUUCAGAGAGUAAAGAAAUUGUCAUUGUCAAUUGUCAUUGGUAAAAAGGUCACUGAUGGUGGGAAGUUUAAAUAAAGAUUAAAGUUAGCACAGCACGAUCAAUGAUUGGUGGAAUAUUAGAUUUGACGAUUACAUUGAGCAUUACGCAAUCAGUGAUUGGUGGAAAAUUGAGAGGAGACAAGACCAUUAAGGAAGUGAUGAAGGAGAUCAAAUAGCCAGUUUUUGCAAUUUUGUGAAGAUGUAGAAAAGAUUUCAAAAUUUACGAAGUGGUCUUGACUUUUGUUUUUGUAGUUGUAUUUGUAUGGAUUAAUUUCAGAGAUUGUUUUGUGUGUAGUUGCCAUUCUAAAUGUGAAUAUGUCUGAGUACAAUUAUAACGUAUUUGAUAUUACAAGAACGGUUAUAUGUGAUAAAUACGGACAUGAUUUUAUUUCAUGUGUAUGAUUUUCAAACGAUGUGUUAUAACAAAGUUGAAUUGUAUAUAUACAGUGAUAUUGCUUUAUAGCUGAAAUCAGGUAGAAAUUUUCGUCAUUUUUGACUCAUUUCUCUUAACACUUGUUUGUGAUUAGAACAUUGAAUUCAUAAUAAAAAGGAAAACCGUUAAUUACUACCGAUUACCGGGACUUUUCAUUUGCUUAUUUUCACGCUUUUUCGAAUCAAAAAGGACAUCAGAAUUCAGAAACAAUCAUA